UCCCUCUGCGCAUGCUCGGUGCGCUGUAACUGCUUCCGGGUUGGACUCCACUUCCGGCUGGGCGGCCGGCGCCGGCCUGGCGCUGCUCCCGGUGCUCGCGCCAUGUCCACGCUGUUCCCCUCACUCCUGCCCCGCCUCACCGAGUCGCUCUGGUUUAACCUCGACCGGCCGUGCGUUGACGAGACCGAGCUGCAGCAGCAGGAGCAGCAGCACCAGGCCUGGCUCCAGAGCAUCGCUGAGAAGGACAACAACUUGGUGCCCAUAGGAAAGCCAGCGUCCGAGCACUAUGAUGAGGAGGAGGAAGAGGAUGACGAGGAUGAUGAAGACAGCGAAGAGGACUCAGAAGAUGAUGAGGACAUGCAGGAUAUGGACGAGAUGAAUGAUUAUAAUGAGUCUCCUGAUGAUGGGGAGAUCAAUGAGGUGGACAUGGAGGGGACAGAGCAGGAUCAGGACCAGUGGAUGAUCUGAUUCUGCCACAACCACACCAAACCGGAGUCUGGGGGAGAGACUUUGCCCCCACAUCUCUAGGGGACAGUUCAGUGAAGCUCCUCUUCCCAUGGGUGCUGUGUGGGGAAGGGGGUUCAGAGGGAAGCCCCCCAGGGGAGCCAGAGGGGAGACUGCACCUAACACAUUGGAGCUGACGCAUCUUUUCUAAUAAACUGUUUUCGAGAAAACAA
Molecule: messenger RNA, 677 nt
Organism: Catharus ustulatus (Swainson's thrush)
Lineage: Eukaryota; Metazoa; Chordata; Aves; Passeriformes; Turdidae
Gene: ANAPC15
Product: anaphase promoting complex subunit 15
Exons: 4
Coding region: 103-468 (121 amino acids)
Biological process (GO): regulation of mitotic cell cycle spindle assembly checkpoint
Cellular component (GO): anaphase-promoting complex
Source: RefSeq, a predicted model, not a curated record